AUGGGAGCUUAUGUGCCAGCAGGUUCUCGUAAUAAGAACAGGCUCUAUCGAACCAUUGGUAUUUCUACCAUCUUAAUCACUACUUUAUAUUGUCUUUUGAACGGUACUUCCAUACUUUCCGGCCAAUCUACCUCGUUAAACAGCAACAAGAUAUCUAGAGGUACAUCUUUUGAUUUUUCCCCUUACAUUAACGAAAAUGAUAAUUCUGAAAAUUAUAAAUUUGUUAGAAUCAAUGAAAAUUUGAACCCAAAUAAUAAACCAUAUGAGAAAAAAGUGAAAGCUACUUUUGUCACUUUAGCUAGAAAUUCUGAUUUACAUGGUCUUUUAGAACCUAUUAAAGCUAUCGAAGAUAGAUUCAACAAGAAUUUCCAUUACGAUUGGGUUUUCUUGAAUGAUGUGGAGUUUGAUGAAGAUUUCAAAAGAAUCACUUCCAGUUUAAUUUCAGGGAAUACAAAAUAUGGUGUCAUUCCAAAAGAACAUUGGUCUGUACCAAGUUGGAUCGAUGAAGAAAAAGCCACAAAUGCAAGAAAGAAGAUGGAAGAAGAUGGUGUCAUUUAUGGUGGUUCUUUACCAUACAGACACAUGUGUAGAUUUGAAUCUGGGUUUUUCUACAGACACCCACUUUUGGAUGAAUAUGAAUAUUAUUGGAGAAUUGAACCUGAUGUAAAAUUCCAUUGUGAUAUUAAUUACGAUAUUUUCCAAUUCAUGAAAGAUAACAACAAGAAAUAUGGGUUUACCAUCUCCAUUCACGAAUAUGAAGCCACCAUUAAGACUCUUUGGAACACUACAUUAGAAUUCAUUGAUAAAAACCCAGAAUUUUUAGCCAAGGAUAACAUGUUGGAUUUCAUUUCAGAUGAUGAUGGGACUUCUUACAACAAUUGUCAUUUCUGGUCCAAUUUUGAAAUUGCUUCUUUGGAUCUUUGGAGAGGUGAGGCCUACUCAAAAUAUUUCGAUUACUUAGACAAGAAAGGUGGGUUCUUCUACGAGAGAUGGGGUGAUGCUCCUGUCCAUUCCAUUGCUGCUGCUUUAUUCUUGAACAGAGAUGAAAUCCACCACUUCUACGAUGUGGGCUAUUACCAUGGUCCAUUCCAUGCUUGUCCAGUUGAUGACCAAAUCAGAUUCGAAAACAGAUGUGCUUGUUCUCCAAACCAAGAUUUCACUUGGCAAGGUUUCUCUUGUACCACCAAGUAUUAUAACGUUAAUCGUCUACAAAAGCCUCAUGGCUGGCAAAAAUAUGCAAAUUAA
Henningerozyma blattae CBS 6284 is the source of this 1245-nucleotide messenger RNA. RefSeq lists its product as uncharacterized. The coding region runs from base 1 to 1245 and encodes 414 amino acids. The record is from RefSeq and is a predicted model, not a curated record. Lineage: Eukaryota; Fungi; Ascomycota; Saccharomycetes; Saccharomycetales; Saccharomycetaceae. The transcript has a single exon. Gene Ontology annotation, molecular function: alpha-1,2-mannosyltransferase activity. Gene Ontology annotation, cellular component: membrane; Golgi apparatus. Gene Ontology annotation, biological process: protein N-linked glycosylation; cell wall mannoprotein biosynthetic process; protein O-linked glycosylation.